Molecule: messenger RNA, 3392 nt
Organism: Anolis carolinensis (green anole)
Lineage: Eukaryota; Metazoa; Chordata; Lepidosauria; Squamata; Anolidae
Gene: ube2j1
Product: ubiquitin conjugating enzyme E2 J1
Exons: 8
Coding region: 109-1062 (317 amino acids)
Source: RefSeq, a predicted model, not a curated record
CUGGAGCCUGACGUGGCCUGGUUUCGACUCUGCCUCCGCCGCCGCCUGAGAGGAGGAGGAGGAGGAAGAGGAGUGAGAGAAAGAAAAGGCAUCCUUCUCGGCGCCGCCAUGGAGGCCCGCUACAACCUCAAGAGCCCCGCUGUUAAACGUUUAAUGAAAGAAGCUGCUGAACUGAAGGAUCCAACAGACCAUUAUCAUGCCCAGCCAUUAGAGGAUAAUCUUUUUGAGUGGCACUUCACAGUCAGAGGCCCUCCAGAUUCAGAUUUUGAUGGAGGAGUUUAUCACGGACGGAUAGUUCUGCCACCAGAGUAUCCUAUGAAACCACCAAGUAUUAUUCUCUUAACGGCUAAUGGAAGGUUUGAAGUGGGAAAGAAAAUUUGCCUAAGUAUCUCAGGACAUCACCCUGAAACAUGGCAACCAUCAUGGAGCAUACGAACUGCCUUACUUGCUAUUAUUGGAUUCAUGCCUACGAAAGGGGAGGGAGCCAUAGGAUCUCUAGACUACACACCUGAGGAAAGAAGAGCACUUGCUAAAAAGUCUCAGGAUUUCUAUUGUGAAGGAUGUGGAUCACUUAUGAAAGAAGCUCUCUUACCAUUAACGUCUGGAAGUGCCUCAAGCCAGGCUGCUGACAAAGAGGCCAAGGAACUUGCUAGGCAAAUUAGUUUCAAGGCGGAAGUUAACUCAUCUAGAAAAUCUGUUGCUGAACCAGCAAACUUAUCAGAUCGAAGCCACUCAGACAGUUCCCCUGAACACCAACAAGAAAGUACAAUCCCAGCCUUCCAGGACACGAUUGAAGUGUCUGAAAAUCGGUCCAACUCGCCCCCUUCAAGUCCUGAAAGUAAUCCCCAGCCUGUGGCAAAUGCAACCUCUCUGAGCCCUCGCCAGAGGCGUGCGCAGCAACGGAGGGUGCCGGCAUCAACCAACUUCAAUCAGGGUCAACAACCGAGAGUCAACGCAGAUCCUAUAGAGUCAAACGUCCUAAUUCUUGUUCUUGUUCUGGCAUUAGCAGCACUUAUAUUUAGGCGUAUAUGUUUAUCCAAUGAGUAUAUAUUUGAGUUAUGAUUUUUUUCUCGUAAUUGUUACUUAAUCUCUUUACUAAGGUAUUGGAUGUUGGAUAUGAGGAUUGUUUACAUAAGGUCACUUUUUGUAUUUACUCAUUUUAAGUCAGAAUGUUGCUGUACCGUGGGGUACCGUAAUAUCUCCAAGGAGUGUGCACCUUAAUAUUGGUGUGAGUAUUGACUAUUAGCAAUCUGUACAAACCAAGCAGAUGGCCUGCAAAAAUGCUUUGACAUUAGCAGGAUGUUUAGGCAAUAAGAGGACUGGAUGGAUCACUUGUGAACUUUCGUGGAUAACUUUUAACUGAGGAAAACAAGAUAGUUGUAAUUUUAUGCUUGAAUGAAUAAACUAUAAAAGUUUGCCUGAAUGAACUAUUAAUGUUUGUCUGAGAGGGAUACAUUUAAGUGCAAAUAUGUCUAUAUAGAAGAUGUUAUUAAACUGAGCAGGGAAGGGAAGUCGCUAUUAUUUUGUAAGUACAUUUAUUUUUCACACAACAAAUGUGCCCGGGGGGGGGGGGGAUCCUGAUAUUGUGAGACUUUUAUCAUCUGUGGAAAAAGGGGCAGGACAUAUUUAAUUUUCUUUUUAAUUUUAAUUAUCUAAGUUAGAAUAAUACUUUGCGAGAUUUAAAUGUGAUUUUCUGAUAUUCAGUUGUGUAUAUUUGACUUUUUUUACAUUUGGAUAUUCUGAAAUUGGUUAUAACUAUGUAUAAUUUACCCAGAACUUAUUGACAGUGACAUCCUCCAAAAAUACAUAUAAUGCAUUAUCUGUUUCAUGUGCCCAUUAUUUUAAAAAAAUUAAAAGCAAUUUCAAAAUCUGUAAAUAAGAAUAUGAUUAUUUGAGAAGAUUAUCCAUGAAAGCUGUGAAGUGCCAAGAACAGAACUUGUGAGUUUUAUUUUAAUUAAUGAGUUGAAAAAGCAUUGCAGUUUUUCACUGUGAAAGAGGCUAACCUUGUGAAUAUAUUCCUUGUGCUAAUAGGCAAGUUUUCAUGCAAAUCAGGAGAUUGAAGUUUCUGGACCAAACUUGGCAUGCAUGCCCAAUUUUAAAUACUGGUGGGGUUUGAAGGCAAUUGACCUUAGAGGUUGGGAGUUGUAGUUCACCUGCAUUCCAGAACCCUCUGCUGUAUGCAACUCAAAAGGACCCUAGAAUCUCGGACUUAUAGUUCACCCAUAUCCAGUGAUUAUUCUGAACCCAAACAAAAAUUGAUCUGGACCAACUUUGGUACAUAGACCGAACAUGGCCAACUUUGAAUGCUGGUGGGGUUUGGAGGGAAUUGACCUUGAAUUUAGGAAGUUAUAGUUCACCCACAUUCAGAGAGCUCUGAACCCAAGGGACAAAGGAUCUGGAACAAAUUUGGCACACAGGCCCAACAUACACAACUUUGAAUAUUGCUGGGUUUUGGGGAGAACUGAUCUUGAAUUUAGGGUAGGCAUAGGCAAACUUUGGCCCUUCAGGUGUUUUGGACUACAACUCCCACAAUUCCUAACAGCCAGUAGGCUGCUAGGAAUUGUGGGAAUUGUCCAAAACACCAGGAGGGCCGAAGUUUGCCCAUGCCUGAAUUAGGGAGUUGUAGUUCACCCGCAUCCAGAGAGCACCAUGAACCCCAACCAAAAAUGGACCCGGAACAAACUUGGCACAAAUACCCAACAUGCCCAAUAUCGAAUCCUGGUAUGGUUGGUACAAUGGCAGAUGAUGAUGGAAGUUGUAAUUUACCCUCAUUUUAUGCAUUUUCUAAUGGGCCCAUUAUUAAAAUCCAAAAUUCAAUAAUGAAUACUUUUUAUCACUGCAAAAGACUUACCAGGCAUCACCAGGUACCUAAGCUAGUAUAUAGUAAAAAUCAAAGUAUGUAUAUAUGUAAAUAUGUGGGUGACAAUAUAUGCUUGUGGCCGAUUUCCUAUUGGCUCCCACUUCCUUGGAGCUUUUAAACAGUCUGAAUGGCCAUAUGUCAGGGGUGCUUUGAUUGUGCUUUUCUUGCAUGUCGGGGGGGUUGGACUAUAUGGCCCAUGUAGUCUUUUCCAACUCUGAUUCUGAUCCCAGAGAUCAUUGUGAUUCCCACCAUCGAUGGGCCUGGACCAUACUUGGCACACAGACUCUUCCCCCCCCCCCCCUCCCAAUCAACAGAAAUGCUGGAGUGGUUUGAGGGAAAUUAACCUGGCAUGAUGUGAGUUGUAGUCAACCAUACCAGGUUUUCCAUACAUUUUCUUAAUGGGACCAUUCAUAAUAUCCCAAAACAAUGACUUUUGCUAAUAAAUAGUGUUUAUUUGGAAAACAAAUUACCAAAUAUCCGGACAUUGCCAGGUACCUAAGCUUGUAUAUAAUAAAGUUCAUAUUUUACUUUA